Anguilla anguilla (European eel) is the source of this 4953-nucleotide messenger RNA. Its product is annotated as RNA-binding protein 25-like. The record is from RefSeq and is a predicted model, not a curated record. The coding region runs from base 2511 to 4355 and encodes 614 amino acids. The transcript is spliced from 4 exons. Gene Ontology annotation, molecular function: GTP binding. NCBI's taxonomy places the organism in Eukaryota, Metazoa, Chordata, Actinopteri, Anguilliformes, Anguillidae.
GUUUGUGAGGACUGACUUCGACAAAUAACACCACAACUAUUUUUAUGGGUGUGGCUUGUUGUUCAGGCGAAUGUUUUCAGUUCUAGGUGUAGUACAGGUUUUGCGAGAAACAACAAAUUUCACAAGAGAAAGUGAAAGGAAGCCAUCUUACUCUUUCUGUGAGACAUCUGAGGAUCAGUCGGGAUGGCAGGUUGGAUAGGCCGUCUGCCAUUUCGAAAAGCUGACAGAGCCCAAAUGUCGGAAAAUCAGGAAAGAGGGUGUGGGGCAGAUAGGGCUGAUCUCAGGCUGGUGCUCCUCGGGGGUAGGAAUUCUGGAAAGAGCUCUGCAGGAAACACCAUCCUGAGGAGAAGGCUGUUUGAAAUCAACAAAGUGAAAAGCAGAUGUACAGUUGGGACCAGGAAGGUUGCAGGUAAGGAAGUCACUGUGGUUGACACUCCAGGCUGGGACUAUUUCAUGGAUGCCAUCCCAAAGGAGAUCAAAGAUGAGACAGAGCGCAGCGUGUCCUUGUGCUCCCCAGGGCCCCACGCCUUCCUCCUGACCAUCCCUGUGGGUUCAGACGUAAUGCUGACGAGACUGGAUGAGCACAUGCGUCUGCUCGGGGAGAUGGUUUGGGGAUACACACUGGUGCUGUUCACCUGCGGGGACAGGCUGGCUGGCUCUACAAUAGAGGAGUACAUUUUCAGCAUAGGUGGUGGUUUGCAGAGGCUGUUCGGAAAAUGUGAGAACAGGUACCACGUACUCAAUAACUUAAGCAUGGGAGAAGAAACUCAGGUUACAGAGCUCCUGGAACAGGUAAGAAAAAUGAGCUCGAACUGUUCUCGAUUCUACAGAUGUGGGAUAUACUGGCAGUUUGAACCAGACAUCCAGCAAAAGCAUGCACGAGAACCAAGGCAGCAAGGAACUGAGAGAAACAAGAGAGAGGAACAGAAUUGGAGUUGCAGAAACCAAGGAGGGAAGCAGAAUCGUAUUGAGGUUGGCCAGAGAGAGGAACAGAGCCGGAACAAGAGAGACCAGAGAGGAGAACAGAACCAGAGUGAGAGAGACCAGGUACAGAAUACCAGCAACUGUGGAAAAGUGCCUAAGAGCAAAGGAACAACAGAAACCAGCCCUCCUCCUAUCUUGAACAGGUUAAGUGCAACGCUCACAGAGACUCUGCAAACAAUGUCCACGAGGGAGGACGAGAGGAGGGCAGGGAUGAGGGGAGCACAGGCAGAAAGAGAGGAACCAAAAGGACAAAUGGAGAGUGCGGAGAGGGAGAAGGAGGCACACCUAAUGCCCCCUCACAUGCCCAACAAGCUUACUUCGAGCGCACCAGCGAGGCACACACAGGUGCUGCAGCAGCUGGGAGAGAUGGCAGUGCAGCUCGGACCUUGUUCUAAACAAUGAACUCCUGCAUACGCUCUAUGGUUUGAAGUGGAGACAUGCCAGAUUGAGCUGAAAAUCCAGUCAGAGAUCGAAUAUGUCAGUUUGAAUAGAUAUGGAGCCAUUCUCGAUAUAUGGACAACAGAACCCUCAGGAUGUAAGUAUUGGAUAUACUGCAAGUGAAUACAAUGUAAAUUGGCCUACAUUACGUAUGGACAUAGAAAAUCAUAUUCUGAAUUAUUUACUUGGCACUGAAUUAUUUACUCAGGCACUGUCCUGAAAGGGGAACAAUUUUAUUUUUUUUGCAAGCUGCAAGUCUGCUGCAGAUUUCAGCACAGAAAUUUUUGUUUCCAUGACAGCCCCUGUACCUCAACCGCUCGUGCUAUGCAGUUGCUUGAACACAGAAAUUUCCUGUCCAGUUUUUAUGCAAUCAACCACCCGUAGAUUAAAUGUGAUUUUGUCUUCACUAUGGGACACUGUAGGCAGGACACAGACUACAUUCUUCCCCAUACCCUGUCUACCCCAACUUGAUCAUCCCCAUGCAACGACUCUUUCUCUCCCCCGACCUAAACUCUUUCUUGGGCUGAGCCUUGCUGAUCACCUCCUAAGUAAGCAUAAGAGAAUCAGAAGUCAGAUUCAUUCAAAUAAGCCUUAAAAUAGGCCUACCCUGUCAUGAAUCAUUAUAGUAGCCAAUGUAUUGUAUUCAAAAAAGAAAAGUAAGGAAUGUUAGGCUGGAUGUUUGGAUAGAAUCAUUAUCUGUCUAGAGGCCAUUAUUCAUGCAGUUCCAAAUUAGGUAUUUGGCUUCCGGCACACCCCUAAUAGACACAGGCCACAGAGAGCUAAAACAACAAAAAUGGUGUCACUGUCCAAAAACAUACACACUGCACUGUAAGUACAGAAACAACAAAGUAUAUUCUACUGAUAUGACGAUGCAGUAGGAACUGAAGCAUUUCUGUGGUCAAACGUGUCAUCAUAUCCUCCUGCCAUGCUGAAAUUUGAACCAGCUCAAUCAACCAACAUUUAACCAACUUGACAAUGGAAAGUGAAAAAAGCUGUCUUCCUCUUUCUGGGAGUAAGCUGAGAAUCAGUCAGUAGGAAGGGCAGGUUCAGUGAGAAGUCUGCCGUUGUGGAACACUGGCACUGUUCAAAUGUCGGAAACUCGGGAGAAAGGGUGUGGGGCAGGUAGGGCUGAUCUCAGGCUGGUGCUUCUUGGGGGAAGGAAUUCUGGAAAGAGCUCUGCAGGAAACACCAUCCUGAGGAGAAGCCUGUUUGAAAUCGACAAAAUGAAUAGCGGAUGUAGGGUGGGGCAGGAGAAGGUUGCAGGCAAGAAAGUCACUGUGGUUGACACUCCAGGCUGGGACUAUUUCACGGCCGCCAUCCCACAGGAGAUCAAACAGGAGAUGGAGCGCAGCGUGUCCUUGUGCUCCCCAGGGCCCCACGCCUUCCUCCUGACCAUCCCUGUGGGUUCAGACGUAAUACUGCCAAGACUGAAAGAGCAUAUGCAUCUACUCGGGGACAUUGUUUGGAGAUACACACUGGUGCUGUUCACCUGUGGGGACAGGCUGGCUGGCUCUACAUUAAAGGAGUACAUUGAAAGCAAAGGUGGAGUUUUGCAGAGGCUGCUCGAAAAAUGUGAGAACAGGUACCACGUACUCAAUAAUUUAAACAUGGGAGAUGAAACUCAGGUCACAGAGCUCUUGAAAAAGGUAGAGCAUAUGAGGUCAAAUCAUUAUGAAUGCUACAUACGUGAGAAAUGGCGGCAUGUUGAACCAGACGUCCAGCCAGAGCAGGAACUUCAACUGAGUCAGCAAUGGACUGAGCCAGAUGAGAGAGAGGAACAGAACUGGUGCAACAGAGACCAGGGACAGGAACAGAUCCAGAGUGACAGAGACCAGGUACAGAAUACCACCAACGGCGGGAAAGCGCCCAGGAGCAAAGGAACAACAGAAAUUAGUCCACCUCCUACCUGGGGAGAAGGAAAGAAUUCAUUGGCUACUGAUCUGAACAGUGUCAGCGUGAUCAGCUUGUUCCUUAUUGAUGUGAGUCUUACUACAUUUUCUGAGAUGACCUCUCCAUACGUUCAUAAACCAUUUUUAAAUUCAACCCCCAAUCACCCAGACAUGCUUUGCAGCAUGAGCCAACUGUUAUUGAAUGUAGGCUUUAAAUUAAUUGUAACUGUAAUGUAUGCUUCUGUUAUUACCUAUUUUACCUCUCCUACCCUGAACCCCACACUUCUUUCUCCUGGUCCCCCAGUGAACAGGUCAAGGGAGACGCUCGCAGAGGAGGGGGGGCCGAGGGAGAGUCAGCAAGAGGAGGGGGACAUCUCUGGCCCCUCUCUGGAGGCGGGGGCAUUGCAGGCGGAGUGGGACGUGGAGCAGGGCAGACCUUUGAAGGAGAGGGAGGAUGAGAGGAAGGCAGGGAUGAGGGGAGCACAGGCUGAAAGAGAGGAACCUAGAGGACGAGUGGAGAGGGAGAAGGAGGCACACCUAAUGCCCCCUCAGGUGCCAAACGUGUGUACUUCGAGCACAUCCGCGAGGUAUACACAGGUGCUGCAGCAGCUGGGAGAGAUGGCAGUGCAGCUCGGUGAGGUCACAGAGACGCUCAGACUGAUGUAUGAGGAGCAGGCCAGGGAGGAGGCAGAGAGACACAGAGACGCCGCGCCGCAGAUCAACGCUUAUAGAGUGCAGUCUGCUGCAGCUGCAGCUGCACAGGAGCUCACCGCAGCUCUGACAGAGAGAGACCAGGAGAGAGACAAACUGCAGGCAGAGAUAGUGAGACUGAGAGAGAGCACCGAGGAGAAGGACAGAGAGAUGGAGAGACUGAGAGAGAGCUGUGUGCAGAAAGAUGCAGAAAUAGAGAGGCUUAAGGAGGAAGUAGCAGAGGUGAGACGGCGGUUUGAGGAAACUUCCAGAGAGGUGGAGAAGAACAAACGAGUCCUUCAGCAGCUCCAGGCGCUGGUGGCUCUGGUAAACGCACCUGCUGAGAGAGAGUGAAACCAGGCAGGAUUGUGGGUGGGGAAGCUCCUUCAAGCAAAAAAAUAUAAUAGCAUUUCUACUCACAGUAUAUGGAGAUACGGUAUAUUGGCAUUCUUAACUUUUAACAGGCCUUCCUGAAAAUAUUUUCAGCCUUUUCCCGAUACAGUUUACUGUUCCAAUGUUAUCAAGACAUAAUACUGGUGUGUUUGUGAAAUAAUAAAUUGUAAUUAAUUUGUAAUUUGUAAUAAAUUGUAAUUCACAGCAUUGAUUUUACUUUGUUACUAAUCUGUUAUACAUCUGUUAUUACAAAUAAAGGCCCUUUUAAACUUAUUAUUCCUACAUUUUCUUAGGUAGUCCUUUAAUCCUGCAUUCUUCUGAAAAGUACUUCAGAAUCAAAAGCAAAAGAAAAACAAACUACAUGAAUUAAUACGUUAAUUAAUUCUUAAUUAAUCCCAAGAUUGCCUAAUAUAAAUACACUGUAAAUGUAAACCUGCAGCCUUCCUUGAGAUGUUCUGUGCAAAAAACUGGAAUCAUAUUUGUUGCUGUGUGAUUGUGGGCCUCUUAUUAAUACUUAAUAAAAUGUAAUUAUUAAAUAAAUAGCAUAAACGAUACACAA